CUGGAAUUGCGUUACGACAACUUGCGGAAGAUCCGGCAAACAUUAUGCUCAUGUCAGCGUACGAAGAUUCCUUUCUGAAGGUGGCCAUGCAGAUCCCGAUGAAUGGAGAUGUAAACGCAGAUGCUGAUCUCAGGGGCUGUGCCUCAGGUGCGUGUGUCUAG
This is a messenger RNA of Sphaeroforma arctica JP610, 161 nucleotides long. RefSeq lists its product as hypothetical. NCBI's taxonomy places the organism in Eukaryota, Ichthyosporea, Ichthyophonida. The annotation marks the transcript as partial. The transcript has a single exon. The record is from RefSeq and is a predicted model, not a curated record.